AUGGGAGUUUUCUCUAUGCAGCAUCCUGCCCAUCACCAGCAACAAGGUCCUCAACCUGCUCAGCUGCAGCACUCCAGGCCCUCGAGCGUUGUUCACCAGCAGCAUCACCAGCAGCAGGCUCAACCGCCGCCUCAGCAGCAUCAGAGCGCGUACUCAUCAAGCCACACGCUUGCGCAUCAAUAUCCACCAAACGGGCAAAACUCAGGCGGGCAAGACAACCUGCCUUCGUACUAUAACCACCCAAACUCUUACAACACAGCUAGUGCAAACGGCGGAUAUCCGUCGGCAGACACAAACGAGAUGAUGGCCGCAGCACAGAUGCCGAGGCCUCCAUACCCUCCAAUGUCAUAUCACACUCCGCAAUCAAACUCGCCUGCCUCGGUCGCGUCUCCCUCCCAGCAUGACCAGCACAGGAGCAUCUACGGCCAACCGCCGUCGCAGCACAUGCCUCAAUCAAUGUACUACCAGCCACAGCCUCAGUAUCAGUCGAUGCCCCCGCAGCCGACGGCCUCGCCAUACGCGCAGCAUGCGCAACACCCUCAGCAGCCCAUGACCUCCCAGCCCAACAUGAUGAUGUCUCAUCCCGCGCCUCACAACCCCAUGAGCCACCAGCAGCACGCGCAGCAGGGCAUGACCAACAGCCCUCGCGCCAAGAUCGAGUCUCAAGUUCCACUCCAACUCCACAAGCCCCAGACCUCACCAAUGCCUCCCAUGCACCACGCUCAGAAUGGAGGGCAGCUUCAGAGCCCAGGCAAUCCUGCCGCUGGCGUGAACCCCAACGCUGCGCCUGGUCCGAUUCCCGCGACAACACCCCCCGUUGUUCGGCAAGACGGAAAUGGAGUGCAAUGGAUCGCAUUCGAGUAUUCGCGUGAUAGGGUCAAGAUGGAGUACACGAUCCGGUGCGACGUGGAAUCGGUGAAUACAGAGGAGCUCUCACAGGAGUUCAAACAGGAAAACUGUGUGUACCCACGUGCAUGCUGCCCCAAGGACCAGUACCGUGGAAACCGCUUGGGAUACGAGACGGACUGCAACCGUGUCGGAUGGGCGCUUGCGCACCUCAAUGUUCCCCUCCGGGGAAAGCGAGGUCUUAUUCAGAGGGCUGUUGACAGCUGGCGAAACAGCAACUCAGACCCGCGACUCCGAAGUCGCAGAGUCCGUCGCAUGGCCAAGAUGAACACGCGAAAGCAUGUCCAGGGUACGCCACAUACCUCACCGAUGCCAGCCCCUGGCGCGCAGCCAGGGAUGCCCUCAGGUCCCGCAUCCAUGGGCCCCGGAGGUCCGACCAUGGGCAAGCCUGGGCUAGGCAGCAUGGGUCAACCACUACACCACCAUCAUCCUGGAAGCCACCCCGAUGGAUCACAAGGCGGGGAAGAAGUCGACAACGGACACUAUGAAAGCCACCAUCACCCCGGUGCCGCUCCCACACAUGGCGAUGAUGUGAGACAGGCGCAGGUCUUCACUGGCUACGCUAACCAAGGCUAUCCUACUAACGGCCAUGGAGGCUCCAUGUCUCACAUGGCUCCUCAUUCCAGCAGCAUCAUUCCUGCCAAGCGUCACAGCAGGUCCGGAGCUGAGGACCAUGAUGACCUUUUCCCUGACAUCCCCGAGGCCAAGAAGAGGAAGUUCAUCCUGGUCGAGGAUAACGUCCGUGGAUCAAGGCUUCGUGUGAGAGUCACUCUCGAGGGUGUCGACACCAAUGAGAUCCCCGACAGCUUCCGCAAGGGUGCCAGCGUGUUUCCUCGAAGCUACUUCCCCCGUGAGAUGCAAAGCCCUCCCCCAAGCGCCACAGGCUCCCACUUCUUCCCUAACGAUAUGGAGGAUGACAACACACAAGAGACCGAGGGCAGGGAGGCAAGCCGUCGUGGAAUGAAGAUGGUAAAGGUCCCCGUCGGCGAAGGUCGGGAGGAAGAAGUGUCUGUCCCAAGGACGCGUAGGUCUGCCCGUGGCACAGAGGUCAAGCUUAACGACCUGGGCUUCCGCAUGGCGUGGCUGCAGAGCCGAGUGUUUUCCGGCAGGACCGUCUUCCUCCAGCGAGCACUGGAUUGCUACCGUAAUAAGACCCGUACCGCCAUCGAGGGCGCUCAGGGCGACUCAAAGUCCAUUGCGCCACAUUAUGAGACCCGACGUGGCAAGGCCCGCUGGAACGACCGCAUGAAGCGCGGAGAGAAGAAGGAUGAAUGA
Clonostachys byssicola is the source of this 2181-nucleotide messenger RNA. The record is from the annotation of a GenBank genome assembly. NCBI's taxonomy places the organism in Eukaryota, Fungi, Ascomycota, Sordariomycetes, Hypocreales, Bionectriaceae.